GCCGGACCGGUUAUGUUGUCUGCGUUAAGAUAUCACACGUUUUAAUAGAUUUAAUUACCACCUGUAUAGUUUUAAUUGUAUCAUUGUGUUGUAGCAGAACUUUCAGUGUUGUGUUUCCGGAAUACGAGGACUUUUCAUCCGUUAAUGGUGCAUCAGUGUGUGUUGUUAUUAUACCUAGUGACUCAGGUGUUGAGGAUUUAUUUUGACACUGGAUAGGAAUGCUUACAGGGCACCCUUCUGGCGAACAUGUGACGCGCCGCGAUGCCCACUCUGUCCGCGGCACCUGAGCAGAGUCCCUCCGGUCCCCCAAACCGGAACCCGCCACUCGCCAUGAGCCCCGAGCAGGAGGCCAGCCCGCCCCCGGCCACCCCGGGGGCAUCACCGCCGCCCCAGCCGCCUUCGCGACUGCCCUCGCCACUCACAACCGCCCACCACACCUCCGACGUAGAACAAUUCGCCGGCAAGAUCGUCUACAACCCCGACGGAUCCGCCUACAUCAUCGAGGACUCUGAGAGCGAGGGUGACUCACUGGGCGGGUUGAAUCCGCCCGAGAUAGUGCCGCCCCUGCAGGCUGUGUACGUGUCACGGUUGCUGAGGCAGCCAGCCCGGCCUACCGAGCUGCCCGCGGUGCACAGCUACCGCGUGGUGGCGCUGAGAGACGCGAGGCCGCCCAGACCAGCUUCCGUGCCCGUCAAGCCUAUCCUCAUGUGCUUCGUGUGCAAGCUGAGCUUCGGAUUCGCGCGCAGCUUCGCCAGUCACGCUCAAAGCGAGCACGGGCUCACUAUCGGCGAGCACGAGAAGGAAGUGCUGGCUGCCGAUUGCUCGGCCAUCUUGCAGUGUGUCGGGGCCGAUAAACGACCGAUGGUCUCGCUACUAGAGCCUCUGGGCUCGACGCAACACGACAACCACAACUCCAAUCAAAUAGUUCCUCUUAAUUCUGUACAAAACCGCAACGAAGGUCUCUCGCCUGUGUCCGACACUCCGCCAUGUUCCUCUGCCCGGAAUACUCCUGGGAAAUCGCCGUCACCGCCCUUCGUAGCGCCACCCGCCUUCAUGACCGGUACUACGAUAGGGGUGUGUCCGGACCAUCUGCAAGGAAGGCCCUCUGGGGUGGAAUGUGCUCGCUGCGAGAUGAUACUCGCUUCGGGCAGGCUGGGACCUGCUGGACUGGCGAACGUGCACAGCAGGAAUUCCUGCAAGACCUUGAAGUGUCCCAAGUGCAACUGGCACUACAAGUACCAGGAAACUUUGGAAAUUCAUAUGAAGGAGAAGCACCCGGAAGCAGAGACCAGCUGCAUUUACUGUAUAGCGGGCCAACCCCAUCCUCGGUUAGCGAGGGGGGAGACCUACACUUGCGGGUACAAACCUUACCGUUGCGAGGUUUGUAACUACUCAACGACAACCAAAGGGAAUCUCAGUAUACACAUGCAAUCCGACAAACACCUGAAUAAUAUGCAAGAGCUGCAAAACGGUGGUGCGCCGAACACCGAGAGCCGGCAAUCUUCUCCUAAAGCUCCUCCACUACACCACUCUCCAGUCAGCAGCGGGCACAAGCCUAAGCCCAGCUUCAGAUGCGAUGUCUGCAACUACGAGACGAACGUCGCUAGGAAUCUCAGGAUACACAUGACCUCGGAGAAGCACACGCAUAACAUGCUAGUGCUGCAACAAAACGUGAAACACAUGCAAACGCUAUCAGCUCUGCACCACCAACAUCCCCAACAACACAUGGACAACCUCUACGGGAUCUACCCCGGUCUGGGAGACAAACCCGAGGCUGCGCUUGCUGAUAUGGCGUACAACCAAGCUUUGCUCAUCCAGAUGAUGACGGGAGGUCAGCUGCCGAACCACGCAGGCCCAGCAGACAUGUCAGCGCACUCCGACCUCGGUUUGAACCCAGACACGAUGGAACCGCCUCCGGAACCUGCGGACCCGGACCCAGAAAAGGUCUACCAGUGCUGCGUGUGCAAUAUAUUCCAAACGGACGGCUUAGAAGACCUGGGAAGACAUCUGGCGCACGACCGAACGAGACUGAGGGAGCAGGAGAUACUCGCCGUGGUGGCAGGCCAUUACGUCUGCAAGCUCUGCACCUACAAGACAAACCUCAAAGCCAACUUCCAAUUGCACUGUAAGACUGAUAAACACCUGCAGAGGCUGCAGCACGUCAACCACGUCAAAGAAGGCGGUCCCAGGAACGAGUGGAAACUGAAGUAUGCUUCGGCGCCUGGAGGCGUUCAAAUCCGCUGCAAUGCUUGUGACUACUAUACCAAUUCCGCCCACAAGCUGCAGCUGCAUGCUGCUGCGGGUCGACACGAUGCGGGGGUGGCGCUGAUGAAGCACUUGGCUGAGAGAUGCUCGUCUUUGAGUCCGAGUCAAGCUAGAGUGUAUCAUUGUUCGUUGUGCGGGUUUUCGGCGACCAAUAGGCUGCCGCUGCUGCAACACGUGAGGUCGCUGAAGCAUCUGCACAUGGAGCAGCUGCAUCAGCUUCAGAGGCGGGCUGAGGGGAAGGAGUCCAAUCCUGAGAUCGGGGAGGUUUUCCACGUGGUUCCUGGGCCGAUGGAUCAGCAUCAGAGUCAGCAACAACAAACACCUGAGCGCAGAGAUAGCAUCAGCUCCGAACUCAGCCAGAUCGAGGCUAACAGAGAUCAAAUCAAGAACGAACCGCGAGAAGAAUCCGAAGACGCCAACAACAGCAGCAACGAAGGCGGCAACCACCAGCACAUGUGCCCUUUUUGCGACUACAGCAGCGACUCAGAAAUGCGUAUCCAAGCGCACAUUCUAGCUCAGCACAGCAACAACAACGCCUCCAUGUCAGAGCCGGUCCUGCACUGCCCUUUGUGCCAGGACUGCUUCAAGGAUCGUACGACGUUAGAGCGUCACGUGAUGCAAAUACACUCGGUGAACAGCGAGGGCCUGCAAAGGCUGCUCAUGCUGGUCGACCAGAGCCACUGGUUGAACCAGGGCUCGAGGACAUCGACGCCUAACCACACUCACGCAUCGCCCAACCAGAUGGUAUCGCCGACCUCAGUGUCUUCCAAGGAGUCCAACAAAUUCGAGAAGAGCGACCUCAGUCACGAUCCUGAACCGGAUCUGAUGUCGCCCAACAGUGACGAUAACAUAGAAUCGGAGUCGGAACGUUGCGGGACCUGCUUCAAAGCCUUUCGUAACAUUGACGAGCUCUGCUAUCACCAGAACGAGACUGGCCAUUUGGAAAUCAAGCAAACUCCAACUGGUCCAGGCUACGCGUGCUGGAAAAAAGGUUGCAACCAGUUUUUUCCGACAGCGCACACUUUGCAGAUGCACUUCAAAGAAGUGCACGCUAGAAACUCGGUUUCCAACAUGUCUGUGUCCGAGAAGCACGUGUACAAGUACAGAUGCAACCAGUGCUCGCUGGCUUUCAAGACGCUCGAGAAGCUGCAGCUGCACUCGCAGUAUCACAUGAUUAGAGAUGCUACAAAGUGCGUGUUGUGUGGUCGGAGUUUCAGAUCCUUGGUCGCUUUGCAUAAACACGUAGAGAGCGUGCAUUCGGAAUUGACGGACGAAGAACUAGUCACGUACAAGCAGAGCCUGAUGAACAAUCCCCUGUUGUUGGCGGGUUUGCAAGGACAGGUGCUCGAUAGUUCGACGAACGACAUUUUGAAGAAGGAAUCGCUACGCAGCGAAGAUGAUUCUGCUGAGGGUGACGACAGCAAGGAGCUAAACACUAGUCAAUCAUUAGACGAUAGCAAUCAAAACGACGGCGACAAUUCCGAUGAUAGUAUCAUUUACAAGGACCAACAAUUCUUGGAAGACUACCUGAACAGUCAGGCCAUCGCCGAAGACAGUUACAACGAUCCGAAUAGGAAGUACAAGUGCCACCGGUGUAAGGUAGCUUUCACUAGACAAAGCUAUCUGACCGCUCACAAUAAAACUCUUUUACACAGGAAGGGUGAAAAACUGAGCUACCCCAUGGAGAAAUACCUGGACCCGAACAGGCCGUACAAAUGUGACGUGUGCAAAGAAAGUUUCACACAGAAAAACAUACUGCUCGUUCAUUACAACUCGGUCAGUCAUUUGCAUAAACUGAAAAGAGCCAUGCAAGAACAACAGAACAAUAACAAUAACAGUCCGGUGUCGCCUAUAAUGAGCGGUACGCAACCUCAAAACUUAACGCUAACCCCUAAAAGUACGUCUUCAGAAGAAGACGAGAAAAAGAGAUACCGGUGCAAUAUCUGUAAAGUUGCGUACACGCAAGGCAGUACCCUCGACAUUCACAUGCGGAGCGUCCUUCACCAAACUAGGGCGAGCAAACUGCAAGAUUUGGCAUUGGCCGGCCAAAUAGACUUGACCAAACCCCUAAUUGAACAACCCGAAGCCGUGCAGUCUCCGAAACAAGCGAGUCCGGCGCCAGGUAGUGGGGACAAACAACCCUCUCCCACCCCACCGUCGCCGGGUCUGCCAGGUAGCCAAGGGAUGAGUUGCCCCAAGUGCGGUGCACAGUUCACUUCGCAAGACCAGUUGAGCGCCCAUCAGCAGCUGUACUGCACGUUCGCGACGCCUAUGGCGAUUUUUCAAGGCGCACCGGAGCCGAAUCCAGCCAAAUCGCCGCCUCCCUUGGAGGACGCUAACAAACAGAAAAAGCCGCAAAGUCACAUGUACAAGCACUUGCUGGAGAGUUUCGGGUUCGACCUAGUGAUGCAAUACAAUGAGAGCCAUCAGAGACGGCAAAGACAGCGCGAGGCAGAAGAAAAAGCGGCCAGCGAGGCCCAAAGUUCGCCGCAAUCAGCUCCCGAAGAGGCAGUCGGAGAGGCAGCAGAGGGGCAGGACCCCAAAGCGGAGGAAGCGGCUGAAAUCGACCUACCUGAAGUAAGUAAAUCUACGUGCCAACAUUGCAAUAAAGAGUUCUCUAGUGUGUGGGUGUUAAAAUCUCACUGUGAAGAAGUUCAUAAAGAUUUAGUGCCACUCGAAUUCUUAGAAAAAUAUGCUCAACAGUUCAAAAACGAGUACGAAAAGAAAACCGUGGUGGUCACGGCAGCUACCUCGUCCACCUUGAACUCCAUACCUACAACCACCACCUCGUCAGUGCCAAGUAGCCCCAUCGCCGAUACACCCACCACCCCGGAAAAAGAAGACGAGCCCAAAGAAACCUUGCACGCCAAGCUGAACCUGCAGUCGCCUGUUCCGGAGGCUACGGCCGCCUCAGCAGACUCGCUGCCCGCCAACAUCCAGGCGAUGAUCGCUCAGAGCAUGGCUCAGAACCCUAUGGCGCUGGCGCAGCAAAUGUCCGAGAUGCAGGCGGCGUUGAACGUGAUGCAGCUGCAACAGCUCAAUUUCAAUCCGAUGAUGCAGAUGAUGGGCAUGGGUCUGCCGCUGGGGCUUAAUGCGCUGGCGGCGAUGAACUUGCAGCCGCCGCUGGUACCGCUCAUGAUGCCGCCCCCGCCGUACGAUCACAUGGGGCAGUUCGGGCCGCAGGAUCAGCAGCAGAUGAUGGCGAAGCAGCAGCAGGCGAUGAUGCAGCAGCAAGCGGCUGUCAACGCUGCUGCCAAUCAGAAAAGAGCUAGGACGCGAAUCACCGACGAACAAUUGAAAAUUCUGCGCGCGCACUUCGACAUCAACAACUCCCCAUCCGAAGAUCAAAUUCACGAGAUGGCCUCCCAAAGCGGUCUGCCACCAAAAGUAAUCAAGCACUGGUUCCGAAACACCCUUUUCAAAGAACGACAACGCAACAAAGACAGUCCCUACAACUUCAACAAUCCACCAUCCACCACACUGAACCUAGAAGAGUACGAGAAAACCGGAGAAGCUAAAGUGAUGCAGCUGAACAGCUCUGGCAGCAGCAUCGAAGAAACCAAAUCUAAAGACUCGCCAAUACCAAUACCUUGCCCACCAGAGGUAAAACUCGAGCCAAGGGAAGAACCAAUCGAAGACCUUCCCAAGUUUCACGAUGACAAACCCUUACACGAACCCAUCGACGAGAAACCUAAUAUCUUCAACCUGCCACUCAAUCUGCAACCACCGCAAAGCCCAGCUACUUCUGUAGCUAGCUCCGAUAACCAGAGCGUAUCACAACCGAGCACACCAAACAACCUAACGCUGACUUCGAUCAUUGCCUCCCAACUAGGCGACACUUUAACCACCAGCACUCCUUCAAUGAACAUGGGUAUGAACACCCAUCAUGGUCUCACCAGCCCGAUGCUACCACCUCCCAAACUACACCAAACCAACUACUCCAACCCCAACAACCUUCAGGGUAUGCUACCACUUACUCCCAACCGGUGUAUGAGUCCAAACAGGGACUACAACAGCUCUGGAAGCCAAAACUCCUCCAGCGGAAAAAGAGCCAACCGCACUAGAUUCACUGACUACCAAAUAAAAGUCCUACAAGAGUUUUUCGAGAAUAACGCAUACCCAAAAGACGACGACCUAGAGUAUCUUUCGAAGCUGCUGAACCUGAGCCCGCGAGUGAUCGUGGUCUGGUUUCAGAACGCUAGACAGAAAGCACGUAAAGUGUACGAGAACCAGCCAGCAACUGAACCAGCACCGGCCGACGAACCUGGCGCCAACAGGUUCCAAAGAACUCCAGGUCUGAACUACCAGUGCAAGAAGUGUCUCUUGGUGUUCCAAAGAUACUACGAGCUUAUUCGACAUCAGAAGACCCACUGUUUCAAGGAAGAGGAUGCCAAGCGAUCCGCGCAAGCGCAAGCUGCUGCUGCGCAAAUAGCUGCGGUGCUGAGCUCGGAGGAUUCCAACUCCAGCACGGCUGUCGAGCAACAACAGCACCAAGUACCUGCUCCUCAACAACCCAAUUUGCAACCAGUACCUCAAGUCAAUCCCGCGCAUAGUCCUAUUCAACCUAACCCGCCCACUACGCCAACUCCUACCCAACAAGCAAAUUUUCCUCCUACUUCCCCGGCUCCUUCUGAGACCAAGGAAAGCACUUUCCAGUGCGACAAAUGCAACUUGGUUUUUCCGAGAUUUGAACUGUGGAGAGAACAUCAACUCGUUCAUUUGAUGAACCCCAAUUUGUUUCCUUCUUACCCGCCUGACUCGCCUUUCGGUAUCCUUCAGCAGCAUGCUCAGCUUCAGCAGCUGAACGCCAACCUGGGAGAUCUCACCAAGCAGCAGAAUAACGUAGCAGCUUCAGCCCCGCAAAACAUGCAGCAUCCCUUGAUCAAUAUGCUGAAUAACGUGACGGGUCAAAAGAGGAAGAUGGACGAUUUUGAGGGUGAGAGUGACACUUCAGACCAGCCGAAGGACAAGAGGCUGAGGACGACGAUACUGCCAGAACAGCUAGAUUACCUCUACCAAAAAUACCAGGUCGAAAGCAACCCUUCCAGGAAGAUGUUGGAGAACAUCGCUCGGGAGGUUGGUUUGAAGAAACGAGUAGUGCAAGUGUGGUUCCAGAAUACUCGCGCCAGAGAAAGGAAGGGCCAGUUUCGUGCUCACGCGCAAGUGAUCAACAAGCGAUGCCCGUUUUGCCCGGCUCUGUUCAAAGUGAAAUCUGCUUUAGAGUCCCACCUUAGUACAAAGCAUGCCGAUCAGUGUGCUAGGGGAGAAAUAAACAUCGAUGCUUUGCCAGACGAAGACAUCAGCAUGGAAUCGACGCCGAGCCUUAGUUCCGGAGGAGAAAACAAAUUGGGUAUCCAGAACCCAAACAUGAUGCCGCCACUUUUUCCUUCUCUUCAUCCUGACAUGGAAAACUCCAUCAAGAAGUACUACGAGGAGAGUAUGAAGAGAUACAUCAGCGAGUUGCAAGCUCAUGCUUCGUCGUCCAACGGCGAUAAGAGCGAGAUCAAAACCGAAAAAGGGGAAAGUGGUGAGAUACCUUUAGACCUCUCCAAACCAGUAGACCUAUCCAGACCUGUGAAGAUAUCCAUGGACCAGGAACGCAGCAUUUGCGGCGACCCUGGACCCUUGACCGAUCUCAGUGAACGAUCUCUGUGCGACGAAAGAAGCGACUCGAUGUCAGAAACCACGGAGUUCUACGACGAUGAAAGUAAUCCCACAUCUCCAGCUAGCAGCACCCAGAGCAACACCCAAAGAAUGAACAGUUCCGCGGGAGGCUCCAAGCGAUAUCGAACCCAGAUGUCCUCGGUGCAAGUGAAGAUAAUGAAGAUACUGUUCACCGACUACAAAACCCCUACAAUGGCAGAAUGCGAGAACCUCGGACGCGAAAUUGGUCUACCCAAGAGGGUAGUCCAGGUGUGGUUCCAGAAUGCCCGGGCCAAGGAAAAGAAGGGCAAACUGGUGAUACCCAAGCUUGAGGGGGAAACUCCAGACGACUGUAGGUACUGCAACUUCAAGUACUCGCACAAGUACUCCAUCCAGGACCACAUCUUCACCAAGACCCACAUAGCGAACGUCAGGGUGUACCUGGAGAGCCAGACCAAGGAAGCGCCUGCAGAGGGGGAAUUUACGGUACCUCCGCUGCCUGGAGCUUCUGGAACGGUGUCGGCGGAUUCGACGACCAGUCCUGCGCAGAAUCACAACAACAAUACGCACGUGCAGCUGCUGCAGAUGGCCGGGAUGCAGGUGGGGAACGUCUCGAAAGGAGACCAGGAAGAGAGUCCCGAGUCGCUGUUCCAGCAGCUGUACGCCUUGGGGAACAACGUCAACUAUGGGGUGCAGAACCAGUACGUCCACCAUGCGAUGUUUGGAGCUAAUGGCUAAUUUUUUUGUCUAAAUUUUGAGUUCCGGGACAGAUGUGUCAAGUAUUUGGACAGAUGGAGAUGAGGCAUGAGACAGGAAACAGUGUAAAUAAGAAGAAAGAGACUUAUGAGUUCCAUGCCGAAAGCAAUUGUGAUAUUAUUUUGAUUUAUGUUAUAUAAGAAGUUCAACAUUUUGUAUAUAUUUUAUACAGGUAUUUCUAAGUUCCUAAGCUUCUAAAAUGCUUCCAGUAAGUUAUAAAGUUUUAGUUGUAAUAAAUUAUUUUUUAAUUAAAUA
This is a messenger RNA of Phaedon cochleariae (mustard beetle), 8919 nucleotides long. The record is from the annotation of a GenBank genome assembly. NCBI's taxonomy places the organism in Eukaryota, Metazoa, Arthropoda, Insecta, Coleoptera, Chrysomelidae.